Messenger RNA from Arabidopsis thaliana (thale cress), 1868 nucleotides. RefSeq lists its product as hypothetical. The coding region runs from base 238 to 1776 and encodes 512 amino acids. Lineage: Eukaryota; Viridiplantae; Streptophyta; Magnoliopsida; Brassicales; Brassicaceae. The record is from RefSeq and is marked reviewed. The transcript is spliced from 4 exons.
AGAACACAAUUGCUUGGUUUACUCUAACAAGGUAAAAUCUUACGCAGCAUAUAUAGAUCAUAUUGUUGAAUAUUUAUGAAAGUAGUUUUUCCAAGAAUUGAUGUGUUUGUAGUUUCUUCUGUUUCUAAGCACUAGGAAACCAUUUCUUUGAUGCCACGUUAGACUAUGUUCUUCUGAGGUUUUUGUUCAUUGUUAGCCUCGUUACGUAUUUUAGCAUUGCAGAUUUUGUAUCAAGACAUGUCAGCUACUUUGAAGAAUCCGGUGAUUAAGUUGAAACUACUCAUAGAUGAAGAGAAAAACAAAGUUGUAUUUGUUGAGGCGGGUAAAGAUUUUGUCGAUUUACUCUUUAGUUUUUUUACUUUGCCAAUGGGAACGAUUGUUAGAUUGCUGGAGAUGUAUAAGAAGUCACAGAAAAUAGCAAUAGGCUGUUUCAGCAAUAUAUAUGCAAGUGUUGUGAGUAUGGGCAUUGAGCAUUUCUUGACUGAAGCUUGUAAGCAAAUGCUUUUGUAUCCGGGCAGUUUGAAUCAUGAGAAAUGUCGAAACCUUAAGCUGAGGGUAGAUGAUUCCGAGGCUACCAAGUAUUUCGUGUGUCCUAAGUUUGUGGAACGUGAGCAAUGUACUGAAAGUUACAGCAAUUUUAAUACCUCGAGAUGUAGCUGUGGUGUUUUGAUGAAUGAAGUGACUCAGCUUGAUGGAAGAGGAGGCCUAGCCAGUGCAGGAAAUGGUGUUGAAGGUGGAGUAUUUGUUAGGAGUGAUCAUACUUCAUUCAUGAUCACUGAUGAUUUGAAAGUGGAAAUUACCUCUGUUAGGUUGACACUUAAUGUUCUUAAAGAUCUUGGCUACGUAGAUUGUGAAAAGUUGGAUGAGAAGAUUCAUGACGUUAAUCUCGAAGAGGUACCGACUUUGCUGGAGUGUUUGUCUACAUCGGAUAAUCCAUUGACCGAUACAUUUCUGAAAAAGAAAAGUUCAUAUAGUACAAAGAGGAUUCAGAAAUUGCCGAGUCCUGGCCUCUGUGAAGAUAGAGAGGAAUCAACACCUGACCAAACGAUUACACUAAAUGUUGUAAAGAAGGAAGGAAACAUUCUGUUUGUUGAAUGUGGUGAUGACUUUGUUGAUCUUCUCUUCACUUUUCUUGCUAUACCUCUAGAAUCUGCAUGGGGAAUAGCUGGCGAUGGAAUCAUCAUUGGAUGCAUUGGAAACUUGAGCAAAAGCUUUAAGGACUUAAGUGUUGAUCCCGGACGAGAAGCUAAAUGUGUUCUUCCUCAUUACUACAAGUGUCAGAAGCAGCUACUUGAUGCUGUCACCACCCAUAAGCCACCGACUUUCUACUUGUAUGUGUCCUCCAUGGCUUCGAAUCAUAUUAGAGAGUACCGUUUGUCAGAAGACUCCAGUAAGCCACUUGUUUAUUUUUGGGAUGAACUCAUGCCCAUGAUUUCGAUAGAUCCAAAAUCUAAAGGUAGUACUAACACUACUGAUGAGUCAACAAUACCCAGUGGUGGCUUUAUGAAGAGAGGGACAAAGUUUAUGAUAACAGAUGAUUUGAUCAUCACACCUUUGAAUUCAACCUCAACCAUUGGAUUGGUAAAAGAAAAACAGAUCCGAUUAGAUGAUGUCGAGGUUCAAGAGAUCAUCAUUAGAAAAGAAGAGGCCAUUAGGUUAUUACAAGCUUCAUUGGUGACAUGUUCUGCCUUAAGCACUGGUCUUCUAGCUAUAGAAUCAGCUUCAACAAGUGUUCCUCAAAGCGCAAAUUUGAAGAAGCCAAAGAUUGAGACUUGAGGAGCAAUGUUUAACCAGAAACUUCGAGUUCUUGCUAAAUUUGAUUGCCAGAGAAUCUUUUGAUAGCUUAUGAAUGCUCAGUUUAAUUUAUU